CCGCACCCGGACCCGAUGUCGCUGGUCGCCUACGACGCCUCCUCCGACGAGGACGAAGCCGGCGACGACCCUCCCGCCGCCGCCGCCGCUCCGGCCACUCCUCUCCGCCCCUCUCCCGCCGUCGGGCCGCAGCCGAGGCCUCCGUCGCCCUCGCCGUCCGCGCCCCGGCCUGCCGCGCCGCCGCCCGCCCCCAGCCAGAAUGUCUCCCUGCCCGCGCCAUCCUUUGACCUACCAGACAUUGCGGAUCUUUUUGAUUCCCCCUCUCUCCCCAACAGAGGUUCUGCUGGUAUCAUGGGAAGUUCAUCAAGGAAAAGAGAAUCAAAUGGAUCAGCUAUUCAAGAUCCACGUAGUAAAUUUCCGAGGGCACAGUCAGCACAAUCUCGUGGUGCCAGGAAUGCUGCUGCGAGCACAUUAGUUCCGCCACAGCUUAGUGGAAGGAGUAACGUUGUUACUGAAGAUAUGGGCAAACUGUUUGUGGCAAGACGCAAAGAUUAGCUCUAAGUAUCACUCUAUUAACAUCUACCUGGAUCCAAAUGACACAUCUAUUGGCUCCCAUUGACAGACGUGCAUGAUUGAGGAAUGAUCGUAACUGAAGAGACCGGGCAUGCUCUUUUCCGCGACGUCUGUUUGAUGCCUGUUUCUUUGGUGCUCACCUGCAACAGCAGUACUUGCAUGCUCUGUAGUAGCAUGUACCUCUUUUAGGACAAUCGUGUAUCAUUCUACUCUGAAAGGAGAACCUAUAUGUGUUGUUUAUCCUUUGGUUAGUUAGUAGUGAGUGGAUGGAUUAUCUAGAGAAUGUAGCUUUCAUUUGAAAAAUGUGGAUGUAUGCAUGGUUCAUCUGUGCAGAAUGAUAUCAAACCCUUACAAUGGCCA
This is a messenger RNA of Hordeum vulgare subsp. vulgare (domesticated barley), 873 nucleotides long. Its product is annotated as CASP-like protein 4A1. Lineage: Eukaryota; Viridiplantae; Streptophyta; Magnoliopsida; Poales; Poaceae. The transcript is spliced from 3 exons. The coding region runs from base 16 to 495 and encodes 159 amino acids. The record is from RefSeq and is a predicted model, not a curated record.